Laetiporus sulphureus 93-53 is the source of this 873-nucleotide messenger RNA. RefSeq lists its product as uncharacterized. The transcript has 2 exons. Lineage: Eukaryota; Fungi; Basidiomycota; Agaricomycetes; Polyporales; Laetiporaceae. Bases 109 to 591 code for a protein of 160 amino acids. The record is from RefSeq and is a predicted model, not a curated record.
GCGGGCGUGUACUCUGAAAGUAUUGUUCCCUUCCUUGUCGUCUAACCGGUAAAAUCACCGUUGUAUGCAACACAUUGCAUAUAGUAUACUGCUCAAGCUGAUUUAGUCAUGGGAGGCAAUAUAAAGCAGGGCUCACUUAGGCUCACUUCGUCUGCUCCGGCCAUCCAUCCACCUUCUCUGGUGUGGGCCAAGAGCCACGCUCGCAUAAGAGCCCUCCAUCAUUGGAGGCGCGAUUGGCGCAAAGACGCACACCCAUCCCCAUUCCGUGCAGCCGUCACGGCUGAGCCGAGUCUUACCUUGCAUCGUUAUUUCCGUGAGAAUGAUGACACCCGACAAGUAGAGUGCCGUCUCGUACAUCUCCUCACUGGACAUGGACACGUCGGUAGCUACUAUAACCGAUUCGUACACGAGGAAUCUAUUGCCUGCCAGUGCCGCACUGCUAACAUGCAGACGCGCGACCACCUGCUCAUCGACUGCACAUCCUACCCAAGCUCGACGCCACCUCAAACACCCCCACCGUACCCUCCGCAGUCCUGCGCUCUUCCGUUCCAAAGAUGCCUAGUUCGACCUGGCCGCUUUCCUUCAAGAUAGUGAUGCCUGGACCAAGGCCUCCCUGACUCCAUACGACCCCGGAUAGGUUCUACCCUGGUCGUGAUAUGAUGUAUCACUGCACCUACGCUCCUACCUUUGGUAGUCCAUCGCUACACUUGUAUUUAGACACAUCUUCGAUCGCCUUCGGCGGUAUAGAAAUUGUACCCCCAAAAAAACGUAGGCUCACGUAGGUGAUUUUCCCACGCUCUACUCGUUCACUUAUAGCUUAUUGUACCUCCCUACUCCUCGCACCGCUCUUCCUUGCUGCACGUUACCCUCUCU